Messenger RNA from Arabis nemorensis, 1092 nucleotides. Lineage: Eukaryota; Viridiplantae; Streptophyta; Magnoliopsida; Brassicales; Brassicaceae. The record is from the annotation of a GenBank genome assembly.
AUGGUAGAUGAAGAAGACUCCCAACUGAUACAGAAAGUACGACCAAGCAUAACCAAUGUAAGUGAUACCCUACUCUGGAUACACUCUAAGGAUGGAGAAUAUAGUGUAAAAUCAAGAUAUUGGAUACAACAUUCUCUACAAAGUCAAAAUGAUCAAGGAGAGGAUAUCAAAUCUCUUAGUAGAUCAGUAUGGAAACUGAAUGCUCCACCUAAAAUCAAGCAUUUCUGUUGGAGAAUAGUCCAUUCUAGUAGCCUUGGGCUUAAAAAUUUGGCCAUUAGAGGACUUAAAGUGGAUCUGAAAUGUAUAUUGUGUGGGCAAACAGAUGAGACCACUAACCAUCUUAUGUUCCAAUGCAGAGUUUCAAGAGAGAUUUGGGAGAUAACGCCUCUUGCUACACCAUCAGGUGAUACUUUCUUAUCAAACUCUCUCUUCCAAAAUUUGGGGUUCUUCUUAAAAGAUGCAGGUCAAAGGAAUUACCCAUAUCAUUUAUUUCCUUUUAUUCUGUGGAGCAUAUGGAAAAUGAGGAAUAAAUUAUUGUUUGAAAAUUACCGGCAAAGUAUUCCUCAUGGUAUUAACAGAGCUUGUAUGGAUCAAACUAUGAGGUUAGAGGCAGCCACCUGGCAAAAGAGGAGAAUUCCAACUUCUAACCCCGACUGUUCUUUCAAAUGCUUUGUAGAUGCGUCCUGGUUUUCGUCACAAGACCGAGCAGGUAUAGCUUGGAGUCUAACCAAGGACAGCAAACAAAUCAUACAAGGAUCAGCUUCAAUACCUCCUAGCAAUUCUCCAUUCGAAGCAGAAGCAGAAGCAUUGAGAAUAGCUACCUUGGAGAUGCAAAGAUUAGGCUAUAAAGACGUUAAUUUCAAAGGAGAUGCCAAACCUCUGUACGAUAUUUUUGGGCAAUCUUCUGAAGGGAAGACUACAUGGUGUGAUAAAUCCAUAAUCAUCUAUGUAAAAGACAUAGCCUCAGUAGCUAAGUUGCAUGACUAUAGGUUUUCUUAUGUUUCUCGACGGGUAUUAGCUAACGUAGAUUCUCUAGCUAAGAUUGGUAGAAUAAGAAAUGCUCCGAAUGUAAUAAAGUGGAAAAUGGGCUAA